Daucus carota subsp. sativus is the source of this 2790-nucleotide messenger RNA. RefSeq names its product probable hexosyltransferase MUCI70. The transcript is spliced from 9 exons. The coding region runs from base 753 to 2558 and encodes 601 amino acids. Lineage: Eukaryota; Viridiplantae; Streptophyta; Magnoliopsida; Apiales; Apiaceae. The record is from RefSeq and is a predicted model, not a curated record.
AAAAACAUGAGAUUCAGAAGUAGUAACGCUGGGAGCCUGAGACGAUAACAAACAUCUCUGAACUGCAUCAAAUCAAACCCUAAAAUCUCAAUUUUAUUCAUAUAUUUUCACUGUGAAUCACAAGCAAUUACACUGACUACAGGUACGCUUGCUGUUCUCAACAUUCAUUUCUCAAUUUGACUUCGAGUUUGACGAUUUCUAGAUUUGAUCCGAGCGAAAUCGCGUUUGAAUCUGAUCAAUUUGGUGUUAAUUGCGUGUUUUAAGCUGUGUUGAAGUGUGAUUUGUUCUUAAUUGAAGUGAUUAUUGGUUGUUUUAGUGAAGUGAUGUGAGUUGAGGUGUUUGAUUGGUGGUUGCUGAUGUUGAAUUGGAUAGUAGUGAUUGAAGUGUUGGUUUAGUUUUCGAUAGUGUUCGAGAGAAAAGAUCAGGGAUUUAUCGAGAAAGGCGUUGAGUUGUGGGAUUUAGUUUGUGUUUAAGUGAUUGAUCUGGCGGUGUUAUCUGUUAUGAGUUAGAUUAGUGUUUUGCACGGCGCGGAAAGUGCAUUGGUUGUUAAUUUGUGUGUAUACUGUUUUGACGGUGCGUUUGUGUUGAUGUAUUUUUGAGGUGGAAUUUGAUGGAGUAUUAGGAUUUCGAGUGCUGAUUUGAUGUUGGAGGUGGUUUGUUGAAUCACGUGAUUGUUUUGUGAGUUUGUGUAGGGACGAGAUUUGGUGGUUGUUAAUGAAGGGAAAGAGGAGGAUUGGAGGAUUUGAAGUAUAAUGACUGGAGGGCCAUUAGGUUUACGAACUGGAAGUUAUGGAUCGUUGCCACAGCAGCAGACGACAAAUGGUGUGGCACGUGGGCAGAAUUUUAUUGUUGUGCGGAAACCUGCAAAGAUGUCGCUUUCUGGUUCACGAGAGAAAGAAAGGCUUUUUUCGUAUAUAUUGAGACAGUUGGUUCGAAGGAAUGUUGUUAUGGUGAUUUUGCUUAUCACGGCUUUCGCGUUCUGUAUGACAGGAUUCUUUAAAGUAAAUAAAGAUGCAUUGGUGAGCAAUAGCACGGAAUACUUUGCGUUCAAUCUUACAGCAGAUUUUGAAAAUAAAGGAAGCAGCCUGACAGAGAAUCUUUCCAAAAUGAACAUUCUGACAGUAUGUGACGAAACUACUGGUUUUCCACCUCCUAAUCCUCUCACUCUUCAAUCUUCAAUUGCUACACCUGUUUUAGGAUCUGUAGCUGUUCAAAACAAUCCAUGUGAACAUUUUACGUUCCCUCCUCCCCCUCCUCCCGGCAAGAGAAGACGCAUUGGACCACGACCAUGUCCAGUGUGUUAUCUUCCUGUGGAGCAGGCUAUUGCUAGUAUGCCAAGCUCCCUGUCCGCUUCGCCCGUGCAUCAUUUAAGCUACUUUCAUGAGGAUCGUCCUGUCAAAAGUGAACCACAUGGAGGCUCGGAUUUUGGUGGAUAUCCUUCUCUAAAGCAGAGGAAUGAUUCUUUUUCUGUUAGAGAGUCGAUGACUGUGCACUGUGGAUUUGUUAAAGGAUGUAAACCUGGUCACCAAACUGGAUUUGAUAUUGAUGUAGCUGAUCUCAGCGAGCUAGAGAAGUUUCACAAGGUCAUCGUAGCAUCAGCCAUAUUUGGAAAUUAUGACAUCAUUCAACAGCCCAAGGACAUCAGUAAAACCGCAAAAGAAAAUAUUCCUUUUUAUAUGUUUAUUGAUGAAGAGACGGAAGCAUUUCUAAAGAAUUCAAGUGUCCUAGGCAGCAGAAAGAGGGUUGGAAUAUGGAGGAUUAUUGUUGUCCGUAACAUUCCAUAUACUGAUGCAAGACGAAAUGGGAAGGUCCCAAAGCUUCUAUUACACCGGCUUUUUCCUAAUGUACAAUAUUCUUUAUGGAUUGAUGGAAAGCUUCAGCUUGUUGCUGAUCCAUAUCAAAUUCUUGAAAGGUUUUUGUGGCGGCAAAAUGCUUCGUUUGCUAUUUCAAGACACUAUUCUCGGUUUGAUGUGUUUGAAGAAGCUGAAGCUAAUAAAGCUGCUGGGAAAUAUGACAAUGCCUCCAUUGAUUACCAGAUUGACUUUUAUAAACAAGAAGGCCUUACACCAUAUUCUGAUGCUAAGCUUCCUCUCACAAGUGAUGUUCCUGAAGGGUGCGUCAUUAUAAGAGAGCACAUUCCAGUUACAAAUCUUUUUUCUUGUCUAUGGUUCAACGAAGUCGAUCGGUUUACUUCCAGGGAUCAGUUAAGCUUUUCCACUGUGAGGGACAAGAUAUUUGCUAAAGUUAACUGGGGCAUGAGUAUGUUUCUGGAUUGUGAGAGGCGAAAUUUCGUGAUACAGGCAUACCACCGAGACCUACUGGAGCUCAUGCCUCCACCAGCAAGUAUUGUACGUUACCCUCCACCAGUGGUGGUUCGUGAAAAAAGGAAUGCGAGGACUAGCAUUGUACAUUACCCUUCACCAGUUGAGGUUCAUGGUAAUAGGACUGUCAGGAAUCCAGUGAAGAAGAAUCCUAUUAGACGUGGAAGAGAUAAAAGAUCUGGUCUAAGGCGGCAUCGUAAAGUUGUAUCUGGUAUCAAAGACAAAACUUCAAUAUAAUUUGAUCCCCCUUCUUUUUAAUAUUUAUUUGUACACAAUGUGCAAAAUAGUUUUGGUCCCCUCUCCCUCUCAGCCAAGUCAUUCCACCAAAAAUUAGGAUUGAUGUGGCAUACUCACUUAGAAUUAUCCGAAGAGAAUAGCUGGAUUCAAUCUUUGUUCACAACUUGUCGAUAAUUAUUCAUUUUUUGUUGUAAAUACUAUAAAUUAAAAGAUUUUGAUACGUCAUACCAUA